Molecule: messenger RNA, 1174 nt
Organism: Suillus plorans
Lineage: Eukaryota; Fungi; Basidiomycota; Agaricomycetes; Boletales; Suillaceae
Exons: 5
Coding region: 51-926 (291 amino acids)
Source: RefSeq, a predicted model, not a curated record
AAGCACGCCAUGUUCAGCAGCCUUCUGAGCAACACCAAUACCCUACCAUAAUGUCCCCCCCUUGCCCAUCGAUGAAUGCCUCAAUUCGUGGACAAGAACGCCAGAAUAUUCAGCAAAUAACCGAGCAACACUAUGCCACAAUGACUAUUUCGCCUCUCCCCGCCGUCAACAUGGCGUCUCACUCGAUGUCACAGAGCUCGACAACAUCCCCCGAUGACGAGCUCAUAGUAUCUAGACGUCUAUAUCACCACCAUCCGAAUACAACGCCAAUCCUUGAUUCACGUUUCCCCGGUCAGACUGAUUUUCCUGGCUCAUCAACAUCGGCCAAGAGUUUCGCUUCCCCAGGCAGGACGCUCAUUGCUAACUCACCAAAUCACAACACCACAAACCAAUACACAGGUUACGGCGUCACUUUCCACAACCCCCCAAGCUUCCAUAGUUCCUACCGCAAUACGGUAACAAAGAACAAUAUCCCGCCAUCCAGCUCACUGCCAACGCCUCACUUACCGCAAAAUGUCCCUCCCAAUACAGGUUUUGCGUCUUCCAGCUCCUACCCUGAAUCAUUCGCCCAUGAUUUUGGGACACAACAUAGCUCACAACUAGCUGGUCUUCCAUAUCAGCCAGCCCCGCAUAUGGCACCUUCACCAUCCAUUCACUCACAAGAAUCCUCGUCCACCACAUUUCAUUGCGAUUGGCUUGACAAAAACAAUAAGCUCUGCGUAUUUGAAGGGUCGCUGGUUGAUUUAAAGAAGCAUGUCACAAGCAAACAUCUGUUAGGUGCUCAAAACGCGUCAAAUAGAUGCCACUGGCAAGGUUGCGAGUAUCAAAAACGCGCAGAUCCAACCGUCCACGACAUGCGGCGCGAUAGUACGUGGCGCCAUGUCCGGGAGAAACAUCUAAAGAUGAAGAGGAAGAAGAAGAUCUAAUCUUUUUGCGUUCGUAUUGUGCACUUUUCAGUCUCCUUUCUCCUUCGGCACCGAGGGCAGGCCUCAAGUUGCGUAUAGAGUUGUGUAUUGUUGCACUUGUUAGUAUCGCUAUCGUUCCAUUCUUUCUGUUAUCAUGUAACGAAAUGAGUACGGUCGCAAGUUCAUUCUUUGGUAUACUUGGACGUAAUACGAUUGUAUUUUAUUUUUAGUCGGUUGUCAAGAGCCUUGUUUCUGGAGGUUGAUGAGCC